GUCAAAAUAAUGGAGAAUCUUGCGGAAAUACAGCGACUCGAACUCUUGUGCAAGCAACUUUACGAGGCCACAGAUUCAGGAAAUCGAUCUCAGGCAGAAAAGGCUUUGUUUCAAUUCCAAGAUGACCCAGAAGCGUUGGUCAAGUGUCAAAUGUUGCUGGAUCGCGGCGACAGCAGUUACUCACAACUUUUGGCAGCAACAACGCUCACAAAACUCGUUUCGCGCAACGUCCAAAGCCUCAGUUUGCAGCAACGGGUCGACAUCCGGAACUAUCUCCUCAAUUAUUUGGCGGUACGACCCGGUUUGCAGAGUUUCGUGAUACAAGCGUGCGUCGUUUUGCUCGCGAAACUCACGAAAUACGGCUGGUUCGACUUGUACAAGGAGGAUUUCGUCUUUCGGAACAUCGUCUCGGAGGUAAAAGAGCUUUUGGAUAGCGGCAGUGUCACUUUGGGCAUGAUCGGCGUGCAAAUGUUGUCCCAGCUGACAUGCGAAAUGAACCAAAUCCCCGAAGUUGAUGUAAAUCUGACUUUUACGAAGCACCGGAAAAUCGCAUGUUCCUUCCGCGACACAAAAUUGUACGAAAUUUUCAUUUUCGCGUGCGAUUUGCUGGGCCGGGCACGUGACAACAGCAAAAAUUUGAAUUUUAUGGAUGAAGCACAGCACGGACUUAUGACACAUUUACUUAAUUUGGCUCGAAAUUGCUUAACGUUCGAUUUUAUCGGGACCUCAGCGGAUGAAAGUGCCGACGAUAUGAGCACCGUUCAAAUUCCGGCUAAUUGGCGUCCCGCCUUUCUCGAACUCGACUCGUUGAAGCUCUUUUUCGAUCUGUAUCACGUGCUGCCGACACGUCUUGCGAGUUUGGCGCUUUCGUGCCUCGUGCAAAUCACCUCGAUACGCCGUUCGAUGUUCAGCAACACGGAACGCGUCAAAUUUUUGACGAGGCUCGUAAAUGGGGCAACGGAAAUUUUGAAAACUUCUCAUGGGUUGAGCGAUCCCGACAAUUAUCACGAAUUUUGUCGCUUGUUGGCACGAUUGAAGACGAAUUAUCAACUCGGGGAACUGGUUGUUGUCGAUAAUUAUCCGGAAGCGAUCGAACUUAUCGCCAAAUUCACCGUGCAAUCGUUGCAAAUGUGGCAAUUCGCCCCAAAUUCGGUUCAUUACUUGCUUUCGUUGUGGCAACGAAUGGUCGCGUCACUGCCAUACGUGAAAAGCGUCGAACCGCAUUACCUCGACAGAUACACGCCCGAAGUCACAAAGGCUUUUAUCACGUCGAAACUUGAAUCUGUCCCGAUUAUCGUUCGUGAUGGCUUGGAAGAUCCCUUGGAUGACCUUGGGAUGGUUCAGCAGCAACUUGAUCAAUUUUCGACCAUCGAGCGGUGCGAAUAUGAGAAAACCGUGGCGAUAAUAGUGCAACUUUUCGAUCAAACUGCGGGCCGGUAUCAGGAACUUCUUUCGAAUCCCGCUGCGAAUAAUUCGGCAGACACGAAAAUUGUCGAAGGGCAACUCACGUGGCUCGUUUACAUCAUUGGAUCGGCGAUAAAUGGAAGGAUGUCGUACCAAAUGUGCGACGAGCAGGAUAUGAUGGAUGGCGAUUUGAUUAUUCGAGUGCUGCAAUUGAUGACACUGACAGAUUCGAGAUUGCCCCAAAGUGGGUGUGAGAAGUUGGAGUUGGCGAUUUUGAGCUUUUUGGAACAUGCGAGGAAAAUGUACAUUAGUGAACACACGCAAAAGUUUGUCGUGUACAAGAGAUUGUCGGAGGUGCUCGGGCUGAACGAUGAAAUUAUGCUGUUGAGUGUUAUUAGUAGAAAAAUCAUCACGAACCUCAAAUACUGGGGACACUCUGAACAAAUCAUCCGCCGUACGUUAAAUUUGCUAAAUGAUCUCACACUCACCUAUAGUUUAGUGCGACGACUGAUCAAACUAGAUGAAAUUCAAUUUAUGUUGAAUAAUCACACGAGCGAACACUUUUCAUUUUUGGGAUCAAAUUGCGUGCUAAGCGGUUCUCGAUGUCGCAGCAUGUUCUAUACGUGCUUGGGACGCCUCUUGAUGGUCGAUUUGGGCGAAGAUGUCGAACGUUUCAUUAAUUUCAUGACGCCUCUUACAAAUGCUUUUGACUCCAUCGGCUCAAUUAUGAUGGAUACCAGCCAAUUUCCGAAUGACGAGAUACGAAAAGCUCUCAUUGGAUUGUCGCGUGAUUUGCGCGGAAUUGCGUAUGCGUUCAAUGCCAAGCCGCCAUAUAUGAUGUUUUUUGAUUGGAUCUAUCCGGAUUACACUCCAAUUUUAAUUCGAGCCGUCGAAUUGUGGGCUCACGAUCCUUCAGUGACGACGCCAGUGUUGAAAUUUUUCGCCGAACUUGUACAAAAUCGUUCGCAACGCUUGCAAUUUGAUGUUUCGAGCCCCGAUGGCAUUUUGUUGUUCCGCGAAACCUCGAAAUUGAUUUGUUGUUAUGGAAAUCGAAUUUUAACGAUUGAUUAUCCGAAAGAGCAAGCGUACCCGAUGCGACUCAAGGGCAUGGCUGUGUGCUUUUUGAUGUUAAAGGCCAUUUUGUGUGGAAAUUACGUGAAUUUCGGCGUUUUCAAGUUGUACGGAGACAAUGCAUUGGACAACGUGCUCAAUACAACCACAAAAAUGAUUCUCUCGAUACCGCAUAGUGAUUUAUUGGAAUACCCAAAACUAUCUCAAGCGUACUAUAUUUUGUUGGAAUGUUUGGCUCAGGAUCACAUCACAUACCUUUCGACGUUAGAACCGCAAGUAUUUUUGUACAUUCUCGAGAGCAUAUCGGAAGGAUUGUCAGCCUUAGAUAUGAUGAUUUGCUCUGGUUGUUGUUCCACAUUGGACUUUAUUGUUUCUUAUAUUUUCAAGCAGUUACAAUUAAAAGUUGCCACAUUCCAAACCAAAAAAUUAAAUCGUCAAGGCGUUCCGCCCGAAAAUAACAUGUUCCUCAAAGUCAUGGAGAUGCAUCCGGAGAUUUUGCAAAAUAUUCUGUCAACGAUGUUGAACAUUAUUAUGUUCGAGGACUGCAAAAAUCAGUGGGCAAUGUCACGCCCGUUGUUCGUUCUCAUUUUGCUGUAUGAGGAUUAUUUCAACCAAUUACGUGAAAACAUCAUCCGCAUGCAGCCAAUUGACAAACAACAACCGAUGGCACUCCUCUUCGAGACCCUCAUGGAUGGCGUUGAACGGAAUUUAUUGACUCGCAAUCGUGAUAAGUUCACACAAAACCUUUCAUUAUUCCGUCGUGACAUUUACGAAUCGAUGAAAUCCUCAACGAAUAACUUGAAUAGCGGCACGGGAGCAUCGCACGCCAACGACAUGAUUGUUUCAUAGUAAUUUUUAAGGCAUUUCACGUCAAUCAACAACAAAAACAACACACGGAUGGAUUUUGGAAUAAAUUGCACUUUAGUUUUAAUUUUGUGAAGGAAGAGAGAUUUUUUAGUCAUUUUUUUUGUGAAGGAAGGCAAACGAGAGUUAGGACUCAGGAGAAAUUAAAAAAAAAACACAUAAAUUAUGAAAUUUUUUCAAAAAAGCGGAAUGAUCCUAUCGAUAUAUAUAUAAAAGCAAACAUGUAAACAUAAGAAAAUUAAGGAAACCACGUUAUAUAACUAUAUGUUUAAUAAAAAAUAAAAAGAAAAAUAAGAAAAUUGUAUGAAUAUAAGGAGAAAUAUAAAGAU
Culicoides brevitarsis is the source of this 3668-nucleotide messenger RNA. It is a transcript of the gene Ranbp16, whose product is annotated as ran-binding protein 16. NCBI's taxonomy places the organism in Eukaryota, Metazoa, Arthropoda, Insecta, Diptera, Ceratopogonidae. Gene Ontology annotation, biological process: protein export from nucleus. The coding region runs from base 10 to 3324 and encodes 1104 amino acids. Gene Ontology annotation, cellular component: cytoplasm; nuclear pore. The record is from RefSeq and is a predicted model, not a curated record. The transcript has 13 exons. Gene Ontology annotation, molecular function: nuclear export signal receptor activity; small GTPase binding.